AUGAAGUGUGAGCCAAGCGACGAGUCUAAUAAUCCAGUAUCGCCCAAAGAAAAAUCCUUAAAAGACUUGGAAACGAGAAUUAAGGAAUUAGAGCAAAGUAACGAAGGGUUACGUUCACAAGUCAAAUAUUUAGAAGAAAAGGUUGGAGAAAGAGUAGAAGUAACAAUGGCCAAUAUUAAAAAUUUGGAAGAAAAAGUUAGAGAACGAGAUGAAGAAACUAAAGCCAAUAUUAAUAAUUUAGAAGAAAAGGUUAGAAAAGAAGCAGAUGCCAAGCAAGAAAUUAUUAAUAAUUUAGAAGAAAUGGGUAGAGAACGUGAAGAAACCAAAGCCAAUAUUAAUAAUUUAGAAGAAAGGGUUAGAGAACGAGAAGAAGAAACCAAAGCCAAUAUUAAUAAUUUAGAAAAAUGGGCUAGAGAACGUGAAGAAACCAAAGCCAAUAUUAAUAAUUUAGAAGAAAAG
Molecule: messenger RNA, 459 nt
Organism: Funneliformis mosseae
Lineage: Eukaryota; Fungi; Glomeromycota; Glomeromycetes; Glomerales; Glomeraceae
Source: the annotation of a GenBank genome assembly